Salvelinus sp. IW2-2015 is the source of this 1624-nucleotide messenger RNA. Lineage: Eukaryota; Metazoa; Chordata; Actinopteri; Salmoniformes; Salmonidae. The record is from RefSeq and is a predicted model, not a curated record.
GCGCCUGGCUAGGCCGAGGCUCGUUGACGAGCGCGAGCACUUUGAAUGCAAUGAUUGAGUAACAUGUAUGUGUACAUUUAUUUUGCAACGCUCGCAGGCGUAAACCGAGCGGUGUGGUCAGCAUGUUAUGUAUAAUAUAUCUACCAGCAUGUGGAAAUGUAGAAGUUGAAUAUUAACUACUAUACUCCAGUGGCUUAUUAGUGUGUGUGUGCGUGUGUGUCCUAGGUCUCCUCAGCCCAAGGCAUCACCUGUCAGUAUGUCUGCAGACGGCAUUGAGCCAGUGUCCCCUGCAGGAGCCAUGUCUGAACCAGAGACACAAGGGGCCUCCUACCCCAACGAGCAGGGCAUGGGCUCUCGCUCCCCUCCCAGCACCUCCCAGCCCCCAGCCUUCUUCAGCAAGCUCACUGAGAGCACCUCGGCCAUUGUCAAGUCCAAGAAACAGGAGAUGAUCAAGAAGAUGACCGUGGUCGGCAGUGACGCUGAUUUCAAUGCUGGCCAGCCAGGAACAGAGAUUUUCAACAUGCCUGCUUCUACCACUGCAGGACCUGUGAGUAUCCGCAGCCACCCGGCUCCCGAGGUGUCCGGUAACACCAUAGGGCUGGAGGCCAUUAUCAGAAAGGCCCUGAUGGGAAAGUAUGAUGACCAGGCCGAGGAGCGCCCUCCCUCCUCCAAUGCUAUUAACCCCAUGGUUGCCAGUGUGCCUCCCGCUAUGCUCCCCGCUGAUGGACGGACGGAGGACUCUUACUCACUGCAAGUUGGGGGGAAACCAAAGGGCAGCGGGCGUUCUAACGGACGGAAGGCCAAAUCCCCCGGGCCGGGCCUGUCAGGGGGGGAGAGACCCUCCUCUGUGUCCUCUGUCCACUCUGAGGGGGAUGCCAACCGCCGCACGCCCGUCACCAACCGUGUCUGGGAGGACCGGCCCUCCUCCACAGGUUACUUGGCUGCCCCCCCCACUGCCCCUCUCACCUCUAUCAACAUCUCAUCUCUCACUGCACCUCUCACCUCUAUCAACAUCUCAUCGCUCACUGCCCCUCUCACCUCUAUCACAUCUCAUCUCUCACUGCACCUCUCACCUCUAUCAACAUCUCAUCUCUCACUGCACCUCUCACCUCCUAUCAACAUCUCAUCUCUCACUGCACCUCUCACCUCUAUCAACAUCUCAUCUCUCACUGCUCCUCUCACCUCCUAUCAACAUCUCAUCUCUCACUGCCCCUCUCACCUCUAUCAACAUCUCAUCUCUCACUGCCCCUCUCACCCUCUAUCAACAUCUCAUCUCUCACUGCACCUCUCACCUCUAUCAACAUCUCAUCUCUCACUGCCCCUCUCACCUCCUAUCAACAUCUCAUCUCUCACUGACCCUCUCACUCCUAUCAACAUCUCAUCUCUCACUGCACCUCUCACUCUAUCAACAUCUCAUCUCACUGCCCUCUCACCUCCUAUCAACAUCUCAUCUCUCACUGCCCCUCUCACCUCCUAUCAACAUCUCAUCUCUCACUGCCCCUCUCACCUCUAUCAACAUCUCAUCUCUCACUGCCCCUCUCACCUCCUAUCAACAUCUCAUCUCUCACUGCCCCUCUCACCUCUAUCAACAUCUCAUCUCUCACUGCACCUCUCACCUCUAUAA